Molecule: messenger RNA, 1888 nt
Organism: Carassius auratus (goldfish)
Lineage: Eukaryota; Metazoa; Chordata; Actinopteri; Cypriniformes; Cyprinidae
Product: apoptosis inhibitor 5-B-like
Exons: 14
Coding region: 220-1827 (535 amino acids)
Biological process (GO): negative regulation of apoptotic process
Cellular component (GO): nucleus
Molecular function (GO): RNA binding
Source: RefSeq, a predicted model, not a curated record
CGUCGAAGAAGAGUUCCUCCCGCCGCCGCAGAGCAACAACCCCAAGCUGACGCACUGCACGCGACAGCAACGCUCGCUUCCAAAAUAACAUCCCACGUUACACCUGUGCGUUAACACCGCGACGCGUUUGGAGACCCUCUGCGCGGACACAGCUGAAGUGUCGCAGGAGGAGCAGCAGAACGGCCGUUAUUCACCGAAAACCUGAAGACAGACUCGCUGAUGGCGGCGACAGUGGAGGAGCUCUACCGCAACUACGGCAUCCUCGCCGACGAGAAAGAGGAUCUCAGCAAACACAAAGAUGCUUAUCAGGUAAUUCUGGAUGGUGUUAAAGGAGGUCCAAAGGAGAAGCGACUGGCCGCACAGUUCAUUCCAAAAUUUUUCAGCAGUUUUCCAGAGCUGGCCGAUGCAGCCAUCAACGCUCAGCUUGAUCUGUGUGAGGAUGAAGAUGUAUCUAUCAGAAGGCAGGCUAUCAAGGAACUGCCCCGUUUCGCAUCAGGAGAGAAUUUACCCAGAGUCGCAGACAUCCUCACGCAGCUGCUGCAGACAGAUGAUUCUGCUGAAUUCAAUCAAGUCAACACCGCUUUGAUCUCCAUAUUCAAAAUCGAUGCAAAAGGAACUAUGGGAGGCUUGUUCAGUCAGAUCCUGCAGGGAGAAGACAUUGUUCGAGAAAGAGCGAUUAAGUUUCUCUGUACGAAGUUGAAAAUGAUGCCAGAUGACACAAUGACAAAAGAAGUGGAAGAUUACAUCUUCAUAGAGACAAAAAAGGUCCUAGAGGAUGUGACGGGGGAGGAGUUUGUGCUUCUGAUGCGUAUCCUGUCUGGGCUGAAGAGCAUGCAGACUGUGAGCGGGCGGCAGCAGCUGGUGGAGCUGGUGGUGGAGCAGGCUUUCCUGGAGCAGGCGCUGAACCCCGCAGAUACAGACAGUGUGGACCGGCUCCUGCAGUGCACGCGCCAGGCCUUACCACUCUUUUCUGUGAGUGAAACCACAGCAACGAAAAAUGUGCAUUCUACUCGCUUUGUGACAUACUUCUGUGAAUUUGUGCUGCCCAACCUCAGUCUGCUCACCAGCCCUGUAGCAGAACUGGACAUCCAGCUGGAGGUACUGAAGUUAUUAGCAGAGAUGAGUCCGUAUUGUGGUGACAUGGACAAACUGGAGGUCAAUCUCAACAUGCUGUUUGAGAAGCUACUGGAGUUCAUGCCCCUGCCUCCAGAGGACGAGAACGGAGAGAAUGCUGCCAAUGAAGAGCCCAAGCUGCAGUUCAGCUACGUGGAGUGUCUGCUCUUCAGUUUCCAUCAGCUGGGCAAAAAACUACCUGACUUUCUCAUCGACAAAAUCAGUGCAGAGAAGUUGAAGGACUUCAAGAUCAGGUUACAGUACUUUGCACGGGGGCUUCAAGUUUAUAUUCGACAGCUGCGUGUGGCUUUGCAAGGCAAGACUGGAGAUGCACUAAAGACAGAGGAGAAUAAAAUCAAAGUUGUGGCUUUGAAGAUCACCAACAACAUAAAUGUUUUAAUCAAGGAUCUGUUCCAUAACCCUCCAUCCUAUAAAAGCACAGUGACUCUGUCCUGGAAACCGGUGCAGAAGACAGAGGCAGCAGCAAUCGGCCAGAAGAGGCAGUCAGGAGAGGACAUCGGGGCAACAGCGACAACAAAGAAGCUUCCCACAAAUCUGCCCAGGAGGGACGCCCGACAAAUAUACAACCCGCCCAGUGGGAAAUACAGCGCCACCAUUGGGAACUUCUCCUACGAACAACGUGGAGGCUUCAGGGGUGGCCGAGGACGGGGCUUCGGAGGAAGAGGAAACAGAAGCCGAGGCCGGAUUUAUUAAGAGGACUUGCAUAUGCUUCUAUACCCAUGCAACUGCAUUACCACAACACAACAAUAUCUCU